Topomyia yanbarensis is the source of this 1423-nucleotide messenger RNA. RefSeq names its product protein l(2)37Cc (gene Phb1). The record is from RefSeq and is a predicted model, not a curated record. Lineage: Eukaryota; Metazoa; Arthropoda; Insecta; Diptera; Culicidae. Gene Ontology annotation, biological process: mitochondrion organization. The transcript has 3 exons. The coding region runs from base 172 to 990 and encodes 272 amino acids. Gene Ontology annotation, cellular component: mitochondrion; membrane.
AUCUCGGCACAAGAGUACUGUCAAAACUAAUCAAAAUACCUCUGAAUUAUCACCAGGUCUGAGAUUUCACGUUUCGAUAUUACGCAAAAAGUGGAAGGCCGGUAGCAUUGCACUGUAUAUUAUCAGCUCUUUUCGAACUAGCAGAAACUUUUAAAGGCUCGUCAAACUGAAAUGGCCACACAAUUUUUGAAUCGUAUCGGUCAACUUGGGCUGGGUGUUGCAAUCGUCGGAGGUGUGGUGAACUCUGCAUUAUAUAAUGUUGACGGUGGGCACCGGGCGGUGAUCUUCGAUAGGUUUACCGGUAUCAAACAGCAAGUUUCCGGAGAGGGAACCCAUUUCUUCAUUCCAUGGGUCCAGCGGCCAGUUAUCUUUGACAUUCGCUCACAGCCCCGGAAUGUUCCAGUUGUAACUGGAAGUAAAGAUCUGCAGAACGUUAACAUCACUUUACGUAUUCUGUUCCGCCCUGUCCCUGAUCAGUUGCCAAAGAUUUACACCAUUCUUGGUCAGGAUUACGACGAGCGAGUGCUGCCCUCGAUUACCACCGAAGUGCUGAAGGCUGUCGUUGCUCAGUUCGAUGCUGGAGAGUUGAUUACUCAGCGAGAAAUGGUUUCCCAGAAAGUGUCGGACGAUUUGACCGAGCGUGCGGCCCAGUUCGGUGUCAUCCUGGACGACAUCUCGAUUACGCAUCUGACCUUCGGCAAGGAAUUCACGCAAGCCGUCGAAAUGAAACAGGUGGCCCAGCAGGAAGCGGAAAAGGCCCGUUUCAUGGUUGAAAAGGCCGAACAAAUGAAGCAAGCGGCUAUCGUUUCGGCAGAGGGAGAUGCCGAGGCUGCUGCUCUGCUGGCAAAAUCCUUUGCCGACAGCGGUGACGGUUUGGUAGAGCUACGACGAAUUGAAGCGGCCGAAGAUAUUGCCUACCAACUGAGCAGAUCGAGAGCCGUUGUUUACCUUCCAGCGGGACAAACGACACUGCUCAAUUUGCCCCAGUAGGGUGAAUAGAGACGGUGUGUAGGAUGGUGGAGCAUUUCUAAUUUGAAUAGUUAUUAGAGGAACUAAGUUUUCAUUUAUUUUAUGUGACUACCUUAACCGGACAGCUCGAUUUGUUUGGAACGCAAUAUAGCAGCGAAAUUUGCGCUUGAUUAUCAUUUUGCAAGUCUGCUUGGUUGGUGAAAAAAUGUUCCGGUUGGGAGCUGUCGUUUCCAGUGUCCAUGGUAGUCAGUUCAACAAUUUCGAAAUGUGCAUUUUCUUUGAAGCCUGCGAGCUACCAUUUAGCAUAGUACGUAUAAUAAAUACAGUGGAUUUUGUUGGAAGCAAAAUUUCUUCUAUUCGUACAGAAUUAAAUAUUGUUUAAGAAUGAAAAGAUAGUUUUCGGCUAAAAGGCGUUCGGUGCUUGGCGCAUUUUUUAAUAAACAUUACUGGAUAU